UCUUCUUCAAUUGAAGGUAUUUUACUUGAUGGUUGGUAAAGGAUUGGGUUUUUAUUCAGCAGUUAAAAUAUUCAUUUCAUCUUCUUAAUUUCUCUUCGUAACGUAAACAUUACAAAUUAGGAAGUAUGGGAAAGCGUUAAAGGGCUUAUCACGAAUAAUGACUGAUAAGAAGUUUUGAAUCAGUUUUGAGUCAUAAUGGCGACAGGAAAGACGUCCACAAAGCCUCCCCAGCCUCCUAAGCCAGUCAGAAGGCCAGGAAAAGUCAAAGUUGUGAGAGCACUGUACAAUUACACAGCUCAACAUGCAGAUGAGCUGUCUUUCGAGGAAGGUCAGUUGCUGUAUGUUCACGAUCUUGACACAGAUCCAAACUGGUGGAAGGCAAAGUGUGGGGAGAAGGAGGGGUUGAUACCCUCUAAUUAUGUUGAAGAGCAAAUGGAGCAAGUGGAGUUACCCCUCCAUGAAGCAGCCAGACGAGGGAACAUCUCAUUUCUCCUCGAGUGUCUGAGGCAGGGGGUGUCUCCAACAGGCUUGGAUUCUGCUGGCAAUACUCCUCUCUACUGGGCAGCACGUACAGGCCACCUUGACUGUGUGAGACACCUUCUAACUCUGCAUAACACUGGAAUCAAUGCUCAAAACAAAAUGGGAGAUUCUCCAUUGCACGUAGCAUCAGCCCAUAACCACCUAGACGUAGUGAAUCUCCUCCUGGACUCAGGGGCGACUCCAGCCCUGAGGAACAACGACAAAUUACUAGCUGAGGAGUUGACGACAGACCCAGCAAUCAUCAACUCCAUCCAAAUGAGUCAGCGGAAUUGCGAUAGGGAUUACGGAUACAAUGCUGAGGACUACAAUGACGACAGUGAUUGAUUAGUGACAAGAAUCUCCUAUUUAUUAACAGCCAAAACGAAGUACAAUCAACCAAAUGAAUAACUGAGUGUUGAGUGUUUUCCGAUCGUCAAUCGAGUAUUUAAUAUCUUUUAUAGAACUUGUUGAACAAUAUCCACAAUAAAUACUGUAUUUUUACGGUUA
Molecule: messenger RNA, 1026 nt
Organism: Diachasmimorpha longicaudata
Lineage: Eukaryota; Metazoa; Arthropoda; Insecta; Hymenoptera; Braconidae
Product: osteoclast-stimulating factor 1-like
Exons: 5
Coding region: 196-864 (222 amino acids)
Biological process (GO): signal transduction
Molecular function (GO): protein binding
Source: RefSeq, a predicted model, not a curated record